CAUCGAUCUCCAAUCGCCAUCUUUUUCUCCAUCUCGUCCACCACCCAAUUCGCCGGGUUCACUAGUAAUAUGACCAGCCAGCUCUGCGCACGGCUUUACUUUGUCGCGUGCGGCGUGCGUGCUAACUGUUUGUGAGCCGCUUUCUCAUACUAUUGCAUGUCGAUGAUGUAGAUGACUUUUGAUGGAUGACCAGUGUAGGGCUGGAGCGUUCGUGUCGAGGGCGUUUGUUUAUAUCCACUUUGCGCGCGCGCCAUGGGGAAAUCUGGCUGUUGCUUGUCUUACACGUUCCUGUCUCCCCAAGUCCUUGUUCUUUGCUCUAGUAGUCGUGAGCCAUGACUGAGCUCAUCCGCGACACGCUCUUCGGGCAUACCAUCCGCUUCGUCUCGCGCGGCAAGUAUCUCAAGUUUUCUGAAGAGCGGGAUCCCAGUCUCUGGAAGCGAUAUAUCGACGAGAAGAAAUCUGGGUAUGCGGCGUUUCAUGGCAGUACGGAGCCGCCAGAGGGUGAGGAAGAAGUCAAUGGUAUUGGUGGAGUGAGGACACGCGACGAGCGCCGUGCGAAUGGAAAUAGGGACUCUGAUGCUAGCGAGAAGACUUCUGUCGAUGGAGAUGUGAACCAUGUUAGUGGAGUCAAGGUCGACCCGGAGAAGGGGAAGGAUAUACAUCUUGUUUCGUGGUUUGGAGAUGAUGAUCCUGAGAACCCCCAAAACUGGUCCCUCUUCAAAAAAUGCUUCGUCACAUUCCUCAUCUGCCUCCUCACCUUCAGCGUCUACAUCGGCUCCGCCAUCUUCACCGCCGGCAUCACCGACGUCGUCCGCGUCUUCGGCGUCAGCCAAGUCGCCGCCACGCUCGGCCUCACCCUCUUCGUCGCAGGCUACGGCCUAGGGCCCAUGAUCUGGAGCCCCCUCUCCGAAAUCCCCCAAUUCGGCCGCAACCCAAUCUACAUCGGCACACUCUUCAUCUUCGUCCUCUUCCAGAUCCCCACCGCUCUGGCAUCAAACUUCGGAAUGCUCCUCGCCUUCCGCUUCCUAACCGGCUUCUUCGGAUCCCCCGUGCUCGCCACCGGCGGCGCCAGCAUCGGCGAUAUCUUCUCCCCGCGUAAGCGCGCGUAUGCAAUGGGCGUCUGGGGCAUCGCCGCCGUAUGCGGGCCUGUCCUCGGGCCUCUGGUCGGUGGCUUCGCGGCCGAGGCCGAGGGCUGGACAUGGACGAUCUGGGAGCUCAUGUGGCUGUCCGGCUUCUGCCUGGUGGUCUGCUUCAUCUUCCUGCCCGAGACAUCGGCAAACAACAUCCUGUACCGGCGCACGCGCCGUCUCCGCCGCCUCACCGGCGACGCUAAACUCAUCUGCGAGCCCGAGCUCAUGGCCGAGAACAUGACGACUCGGGACAUUGCCGUCAUGACGCUUGUCCGGCCGUUCACGCUCAAUUUCACGGAGCCGAUGGUGUUUCUGCUGAACUUGUAUAUCGCGCUCGUGUACGGCCUGCUGUACAUCUGGUUUGAGUCCUUUCCCAUCGUCUUUGUCGAGAUCUACGGCUUUAGCCUGGGCCUUGAAGGCGUCGCGUUCCUGGGUAUCUUCGUCGGUGCAUUGCUCACUAUCCCGCCGUUCUUCUGGUACCUGCACCGCUACCUCGAGCCGCAAUUCAACGCGAACGGCGAGCUCAAACCCGAGAAGCGCAUCCCGCCGUCCUUUGUCGGCGCAGUCUGCAUCCCGAUCUGUCUGUUCUGGUUCGGGUGGAGUGCGCGCGAGAGCAUACACUGGAUCAUGCCGAUUAUCGGCAGUGCGUUCUUCAGCGUGGGCGCGGUGCUGCUGUUCAACAGCGUGUUGAACUACUUGUCCGAUGCAUACCCGGAGCAUGCGGCGUCUGUGCUUGCGGGAAACGAUUUGUUCCGGUCGAGUUUCGGUGCGGGGUUCCCGCUGUUUGCGAGUGCGAUGUAUAAUAGGCUUGGUGUUGGGUGGGCGAGCAGUCUGCUUGCGUUUUUGGGCAUUGCGUUCAUUCCGAUUCCGUUUGCGUUGUACUUUUAUGGUGAGAGGUUGCGGAAGAUGAGCAAGCAUGCUCGGAAGGACUUUUAGAUGCUGAGUAGACGCAUAGAGGUUUUGGGUCAUGGAGGAGAUGGAAAUUUUUAAACCUCUGGGAGACGUGUAAGGAUAGCAUUAUGAGGGAGUAUCGCAUGGCGUUACUGGCGUUUACAGAAUAUACCACC
Messenger RNA from Pseudovirgaria hyperparasitica, 2197 nucleotides. Its product is annotated as MFS general substrate transporter. Gene Ontology annotation, molecular function: xenobiotic transmembrane transporter activity; fluconazole transmembrane transporter activity. Gene Ontology annotation, cellular component: membrane. Gene Ontology annotation, biological process: xenobiotic detoxification by transmembrane export across the plasma membrane. The coding region runs from base 333 to 2066 and encodes 577 amino acids. The record is from RefSeq and is a predicted model, not a curated record. NCBI's taxonomy places the organism in Eukaryota, Fungi, Ascomycota, Dothideomycetes, Acrospermales, Acrospermaceae. The transcript has 2 exons.